UUAUUAUCAGUUAUGAUAACUAUACAAUUUUCCCUCUGCAAAUUUAAUUCGAAACGCAUUUCUCUACACGACAACUUCAUCAGUUGAACUGGUACAUCAAACUAUUCUACAAUGUAAUUCAUAUAACAGGACCUGGAAACUACUACAUAUUUUUCUUGUUAUGAACCUGUUGAACUAUUGUGAAGCAAUUUGUGAAGACACUGAAGAAACAGAAACUACUCAUGUACUUCAACAUUAUGAUAACUACGGACGAUACGUACCUGAACAAACUAGUGUAUCACUUAUCAACUUGACAGUUGUUUGUCAAGAAGUUGAGCUACCAAUGACCUGGUCUAAGGAAAGCGGUUCAGAAUAUGAUUGUGAAAAUUGCCCCAAAGUGAUGAAAAUUUUCAACUCAAAUAUAUCUACCAUCCCUUCGUCUGCUUUUGAAGGAUUAUCAAGUUUCACAGUUCUGCGGAUCAGCAAUGUUCGUUUGGAAAAAUUGAAGCCAGGUGCUUUCAACUCCUUGCAUUAUUUGGAAGAGUUGUAUCUAAACGAUAAUAAGUUGACAUCCAUAGGGGCAGGAAUUUUCAAUUCUUUGACAAAUUUAAAAAUUUUGGAUCUGUCUAUUAACAAAAUUGAAAAUAUAGAUAUUGACACCCUAACAGGAUUGCCAAAUUUGAGAGAGUUGAAUAUAUCGUCAAAUCGCUUAGUUUCUUUCGAAAGUGCUAUUCUGGAUCAAAAUAUACUAUUACUUGAAUAUAUUGAUUUGAGUUCCAAUCUGUUAAAAAAUAUUGACAUUCCCACAGUUUCUACUAAAAUAAAGAAUAUGGAUCUUUCUAUCAACAAUAUAAGUGAACUAAACUUCUGCCCUUUCGAAUUAGAAUCACUGAAAAUCAGUAAUAAUGAUAUUGCAUGUCUGGGAAAUUCGCAUUGUUCAACUAUUUUUCGAAUUGUUAACUUUGAUGCUAGUUACAACAAAAUUGCAGAAUUGAAUUCUAGCAUAUUUUUGAAUCUGACUGAUCUAAAAUACUUGUAUCUGGAAUUCAAUAACAUUUCUUCAAUUCCAACAGGACUAUUCUCAGAUAUGAAAAAGUUAAAGGUACUGAAUUUGUCACAUAACCAACUUCAACAAUUUCAACACGGCACUUUCGAAAAUUUGGAAAACUUAGAGAUUCUGGACAUAUCAUAUAACAAAAUUAUCACAUUGAAAAGGUAUUUGCAUCCUCUUAUAAAUUUGAAGAAAUUAUACAUACAAGGAAACAAAAUAAUUUUUUUGAAUGGGGAACAACUAUCAACAGAUUUACCAAGCUUAUCCUUUAUUUCUUUGGAAAGUAAUACUUUUUCUUGCAGUAGACUAAUCGAGGUGAUAGCCAGUUUCCGAAAGAACGCAGUGGUUGUAGAAUAUGGUAAAGCUAAAACCAUAUCUAAUAUCCAUGGAAUUACUUGUUUUGAUGACGAACAUUCUAAAGAUUCAUCAACUAGGGCGACAGUUGAUGUGAGUUCAAAGUUUGAUAACAUCCUUUCAAAAUUACAGCAAUUAUUGAACGGAGAUUUGAGAAAGUCUGUUAUGAACGAUUACUUCAACAAAGAGUUCAAAAACAGCAGCUUCUAUAAAUACUUGGAAAGUUUUCACAGGGUGGAUUUACCAAAAUUCAAUGAAACUGCCCUAUUUCAUUAUCUGAAUGAUGGAUUCGAUAAUAGUAAAUUUUUCAAAUACUUGGAAGGUUUGGAAAAAAAAGAUAAUUCUACUAACGAAUUCAAUAAACGUGUGCUCGAGUUACUUGAUAGUAAUACGAAGAACUUUACUGAAUAUCUGAAUGAAUCGAAAAAAAAUGGUGAUAUUUUUCUUUCUAAAAACGAAAUGUAUGAUUAUUUCAAUGAGAAUUUCAGGAACAGUUCAUUUUAUAAAUACUUGGAAAACUUAAGGGUUUCUAACGAUAUUUUUUCCAGAAGUUUUGUCAGUGCCGAGGGGCCAUCAGAUUUUGUACUUGGAAAUGAAAACAGAGACCUACUUUUAACUAUAGUAAUAUUUUUAGUGGCUAUAUUUCUGAUUAUGAUAGUGUUUCUAUACCUAGGUUUGAGAAAAACAUCACGUGGAAAUGUUGAACGUGUAGAACUUCUCGAAUCUUGAUACUUCAUCACUGAAUGUUUGUAAAUAAACAUCGAUAAUAUUAUUAA
Leptinotarsa decemlineata (Colorado potato beetle) is the source of this 2160-nucleotide messenger RNA. RefSeq lists its product as uncharacterized. The record is from RefSeq and is a predicted model, not a curated record. Gene Ontology annotation, molecular function: protein binding. Lineage: Eukaryota; Metazoa; Arthropoda; Insecta; Coleoptera; Chrysomelidae. Gene Ontology annotation, cellular component: extracellular matrix.